Amphimedon queenslandica is the source of this 2965-nucleotide messenger RNA. RefSeq names its product NADPH oxidase 5-like. The transcript is spliced from 16 exons. The record is from RefSeq and is a predicted model, not a curated record. Bases 524 to 2881 code for a protein of 785 amino acids. Gene Ontology annotation, biological process: superoxide anion generation; defense response. Gene Ontology annotation, molecular function: superoxide-generating NAD(P)H oxidase activity; calcium ion binding. Lineage: Eukaryota; Metazoa; Porifera; Demospongiae; Haplosclerida; Niphatidae. Gene Ontology annotation, cellular component: plasma membrane; NADPH oxidase complex.
UGUGAACCACACUGCAUUAAGUGUCAGUGAUUCUAGUCUAUCCAGUACAUCAGAGCCUACUGUUGUAUCUACUAGUAAGUUCAGGUUCACUGGGUCUGAGGUGAUAAAGGAGAGUGAUACAGUGAUCACUGUUGAUGAGAAUGAGGACCUCUCUCCUGGUACCAGUGUGAAGACCACUGGGGAGAUACUGGAGUGGAUCAGGCGUAGACUGGAGGGACAACUGGUGGCUACUGGUCGAGAGUAUGUGACACUGGGUGACUUGAAAUCAGCAGUACACACUGACCUACCAGGUUUUGCCUAUCACUUGUUCCAGUUGAUUGAUGUCCAUCAGUCUGGCAGUAUCAGUCAGCAAGAACUCAUUGGAGGAUUAAGCAGAUUAACAGUUAAAGACAAAAAGAAUAAGAUUCUCUCUUGGUUUGAGACAUUAUUUAUUGAGACAGCUGGAGAAGAUCAGCUCCUCCAACCUGACGAUUUUAAAAAGGCUCUGGAAACAAACGGAUUUCUUGACAAGUUGUUCCUAUUAAUGAACAUCAGUGGUUCCAGGAAAAUGAAAAUACCUCAAAUAAUUGACGCAUUAAGUAAACUCUCCUGUGUUGAUAAAGAUGCUAAUUGGUUACUGUGGUUUGAGACUCAGUUCCUUUCCAUUGCUGGAGAUGAUCGACAGAUUGACUUUGAGGGUUUCAGAAAGGCACUUCAUUUAUCACAAUCUUCAUUUUUUGCAAGUCGUUUCUUUUCAAUAUUUGAUAAAGACGGUAAUGGAUUCAUCAGUCUUAAUGAGAUGAUUAAUGGAGUCACGUUAUUAAUGAACGGGACACAACUGGAUAAACUCAAGUUUUUAUUUCAAGUUUACGAUGUUGAUGGUGAUGGUAGUAUUGAUUAUGAUGAGUUGAGGAUUAUGCUCAAGUCAUGUGUUAGUGAAAGCUCGUUAAGUAUUGAUGAAGAGAAUUUAGACACACUAACAAAUACUUUCUUUGAUUUUGCUGAUGCUGAUAACAAUGGAAGUAUUUCUUUUGAAGAACUGAAAAACGUUUUUGAUAAAUACCCAGACAUUAUUGACAAUUUGACAAUCAGUUCUGCUAAUUGGCUAAAGCCUCAAAAGCUUCGUCAGGAUAAAAAACCAUUUGAGAAGUUUUGGCCUUUUUGGCUUUCAUGGAAGCACAUCAAAAAUUAUUGGUCGUAUUUUAUCUUCUUGUCCGUAUUCUUUAUGAUUAAUACUGUACUGUUUGUGGAGGCAGCAAUCAGAUACAGGGAAUCAAUGUUUCUAGUAUCAAUAGCACGAGGAGCAGGUGCUUGUCUUAACUUCUCUCCAGUGGUUGUCCUUAUACUGAUGUAUCGUCAUAUUGCUACACUCAUUAGAUCAACAAGACUCUCUUUUUUAUUUCCACUGGACAAGUUCAUUAAACUACACAAGAUUGUGGGGUAUACUAUUAUUGUACUAUCCCUUGUUCAUUUCUUGGCACAUCUUGCAAAUUUCAGUUUCAUUGAAAUUAACGACAGCAUAAAUUCUAAUUCUUCAAUGGUCCAGUACUUGUUUGGUGUUGGUACAAUUGGUUGGGUCUAUGGCUCCGCUGGACUAACAGGACUCCUAUUACUAAUAAUACUAAUAAUAAUGUUUAUAUGCUCGCUGCCUGUUGUAAGACGUAAAGGAAAAUUUGAAGUAUUCUACUGGUCGCAUUGCCUGUACAUCAUCUGGUAUAUUGUAUUGAUACUUCAUGGGCCUCACUUCUGGAAGUGGUUCGUUGGUCCUGCUAUCGUAUUUAUAAUUGAGAAGAUAUUUCGGUCGAAAUUGUUUCACAUUAUACAUUAUGGACGCACGUUUAUUGAAGAAGUAAACCUGCUACCAUCCAAGGUAACACAUCUCUCCAUAACAAGACCUCCUAAUUUCAACUAUCAGCCAGGAGACUAUGUCUUCAUCCAGAUACCCAGUAUCACUAGGUAUGAGUGGCAUCCAUUCACUAUCAGUUCAGCCCCAGAGAUGAGUGAUGUCUUCUGGUUACAUAUUAGAGGAGUGGGCAGUUGGACUAAUGAACUCUAUGAGCACUUCAAUAAUGCAUACAAUGAUAAAUAUACAACUGGUACUCCUACUUUUACUGGUAAUACUGUAGAUAGUUUACCGAGGAGGUUAGGUACUCUAGUCCACAGGAGGUUCAGUUUUAAAGGAAGGGAAAAGAUACAGUCACAGGAUGAGAGACAACCAUCAACACACACUAUCAGGAAAUACGGAGGAAAAUAUACAUGUAAAUCAUUCUUUUGUGAUAGCAGAUUUGAGGUACAUAUUGAUGGUCCUUAUGGUACCCCCUCCAGUGCUAUAUUCCAAUCAGAACAUGCUGUACUGAUCAGCAGUGGUAUUGGAGUGACUCCAUUUGCCUCUAUACUCCAGAGUAUAAUGAACAGGUUUAAACUGAGCAAACAAAAGUGUCCUCACUGCUCUCACUCAUGGACUGGAGAAAUACCAUCAACCAUACUGAACCUUAAGAAGGUUGAUUUCAUUUGGAUCAAUCGUGACCAGAGACACUUUGAGUGGUUCAUGGAGCUACUGAAUGAACUGGAAAUGGAACAGAAUGAAUAUGGAACACUAAUGGAUCGGUUCUUUGAUAUGCACAUGUACAUCACAUCAGCUUUACAAAGGACUGAUGUUAAAGCAUUAGGACUACAAAUGGCUCUUGAUCUGAUACACAAAGAAAAGAACAUUGAUCUUAUAACUGGACUGAAGACCAGGACACAGACUGGUAGACCUAACUGGGAUAAGAUAUUUAAAGAGCUAAAGGAGAAUGGAUAUGGACCAGUGACAGUAUUCUAUUGUGGGUCACCAGUACUGGCUAGAGUAUUAUCAGUGAAGUCUCAAUAUUAUGGAUUUAAAUUUAGAAAAGAAAACUUUUAGACAUUAACAAUGAUAAUGAUGAUGAUAUAACUUCACUCUUAUUUAUGUGUCUCUUUUUGGUUUUAUUAUGAUCAAAUUCACUCA